GAAGAAAACUUUCUCUUUUAUCUCUCUCGUUUCUCUCUCUAGGUUUCAACUUUCAACCUCAAUUAUCCAACUUUCUCUUGUUUUCACAAAUUUGGUUAUACUUGGGUACUGCCCAGGAAAGUGCAUCAUCUGGUGUGCCCCAGAGGAAGAGGAGGAAGAAAGCAAGAAAAGUGAGGAAAGAGAUUGAGAGGUGGAGAGAUUGUAUAGAAAUAGAAAGAAAUUAAUAAAAAAGGGAAGUUUUAGAUCAAGAAAGAUAGAUUGGGAAUUUUAAUUUAGAGUUAGUUUAUUGGGAUAUGGGGAGGGGAAGAGUGGAGUUGAAGAGGAUAGAGAACAAGAUAAACAGGCAGGUCACUUUUGCAAAGAGAAGAAAUGGCCUUCUCAAGAAAGCCUAUGAGCUCUCUGUGCUCUGUGAUGCUGAGGUUGCCCUCAUCAUCUUCUCCAACCGUGGCAAGCUUUAUGAGUUCUGCAGCAGCUCUAGCAGCAUGCUCAAAACCCUGGAAAGGUACCAAAAGUGCAGUUAUGGUGCAGUGGAAGUCAGCAAGCCUGCCAAAGAGCUCGAGAAUAGCUACCGUGAGUACUUGAAGCUGAAAGCCAGAUUUGAAUCUCUCCAAAGGACUCAGAGAAACCUUCUAGGGGAGGACUUGGGCCCACUGAAUACCAAAGAACUUGAGCAGCUCGAGCGACAACUGGACUCAUCUCUCAAGCAAGUUAGGUCCACAAAGACACAAUUCAUGCUGGACCAACUAUCUGAUCUUCAAAAUAAGGAGCAAGUUUUAGCAGAAGCAAACAGAGCUCUGACUAUGAAGCUGCAAGAGAUUAAUGCAAGAAACCACUUCAGACAGUCAUGGGAAGCUGGUGAUCAAAGCAUGCCAUAUGAGACUCACAAUCCUAACUCUCAGGGUUUCUUUCAGCCUCUGGAAUGCAAUCCCACGUUGCAGAUGGGUCCUGAAUACAGGUACAAUCCAGUAGCUUCAGAUCAGAUUGCUACAAGUAGUCAAGGCCAGCAAGUGAACGGCUUCAUUCCAGGGUGGAUGCUCUGAGCUUAUGAUCUGUGGGUAGAUGGUCAUAUAUAAAAGCAAACACCUAACGAAGGAAAUGGCAAGAGUUUCUAGUUGGCAAUGCAAUGUGUAAAUGCUUCAUCCUGAGAAUUUUCUCUAUAAGCUUGUUUUAAUUCCACAUAAAACUAAACCAGCAGUGACUUAUUUAUCAUGAAUAGGCUAUGGAACCUUUAGCCAUCAAGACUGUUUGCGUAUGUAGUGCCUUGGAAUCUUGAUCUUUCAAGCACAACUUUCGUCUGAAAGAAAGACUGAUUAAUAUGUUUA
Messenger RNA from Neltuma alba, 1322 nucleotides. Its product is annotated as developmental protein SEPALLATA 1-like. Lineage: Eukaryota; Viridiplantae; Streptophyta; Magnoliopsida; Fabales; Fabaceae. Gene Ontology annotation, molecular function: DNA-binding transcription factor activity; RNA polymerase II transcription regulatory region sequence-specific DNA binding; protein dimerization activity. Gene Ontology annotation, cellular component: nucleus. Gene Ontology annotation, biological process: positive regulation of transcription by RNA polymerase II. The transcript has 8 exons. The record is from RefSeq and is a predicted model, not a curated record. The coding region runs from base 294 to 1040 and encodes 248 amino acids.